GCGACCAUUGCCGACCGUGCUCGAAUUUUAUUACGAACCUUUCCGUUCUCGGAUCGAGUCCUGUCCUCCGAUCUUUGUUCUCCGUUCUCCAGACUAUGAGUCGAACCGCGGUCGUUUAAUAACGCGUUGCGACACCUCAUGACUUCGAUGUAUCAUCAUCGAGCGAAGAGAUUCCUAGUUAGUGGCAUUGGCGACCAGUCGAUUUGAUGUUGCUCGAGUCCGACUCGACUGAAAAAGGUUGGAAGGCGCGCGCAAUUUCCUCAGGAAGCCGUUUUUCUCGAGUUUCCCGACAACACCGCCGGAAGGUAAAAGAAAUUCGAGGAGUAAAUCCGCGGCCGACGGGGCCUAUCUCUACAUCCGGCUUCGGGGAGAAAAACAAAAUUCCCCGUCGUUCCCGGGAGGCAGGAGAAUUCGAGGAUUCGAGCGGUAGGAGCAGCAGCCGAAGGUGCACCAAGGUAGUAGCCUCGAAGAGGAACACGAAGAAGGUUCUCCUCGUACCCCACCUUAACCAUCCGCCACUACCUAACCGCUGCCUCCAUCGCCUCCUUCCUCCACCUCCAACACGCGUACAGUCGUACGAUCGCCGGCGAGCAAUACGGUUUACGGCCGCGUGACACCGUCCCGGAGAACGUACGCGAACAGCUGGAUCCACGUUGCUCCGGCAUCGAUCCCAGCGGUAGAUCCACUCGGGAUAGACAUCGUAUCAUCCGUCGCGUGAACCGUGUGCAAUUUGCCGACAUCGUUUCUACGAGUUCUCUGUCUCCGCUGUUCAGUGCUCCGCGUGCCUCUUCUAACUGUACACCGUCGCCGUCGUCGUGGUUAUUGAAUAAAUCGCGCGAGUCAACGUGAACGCUGUUUUCUCAACCAUAAAAGUAUGUCUGUGUGCCUUUUAAGCGGAUAGCGAAUUAAGCCCGUACGAGAACCGAUCGUGAACGUGUGCCUCGACGCUAGAGAACAGUGUGCCGCAUCGGAGUGCGCCAGAACGAAAACCACGAUCGUGUGCAAGAUACGUCGGGACAUAGAUACGUGUCCUCGUGAGUGAGAGUGUUGAAUCCGUGUGCAAAAGGGUAGCGUGGCUGCUGGUGAGACGUCAACAUCUGUUAGCGUGUACGUCCCGUUCUCCCGACACACGGUGCGUGUCCGGGUUCCUCCGGCAGCUCCGCGUGACCCGGACGCACGCCGAUUUCUCAAGGAAUCUCGUGUACAGGCGUGCUUCGAUAUAUCUAGAAUUCGAAACAGUUGCACGCCGUUUUCCAUUGUGACAUUCGUUGCGGCGAGGCAGCAUGUCGCGGCGCGCGCGUUCUCCCUGUUCGACCGUCUCGUGACCGGAGCAGAAGACCUAAUCGGAUCGGCAUUGUUCUGUUAACGAGGAUCAGCUGUCCAGGAUUACCACUGCCUUCCUCCAGGAACCGUCCAUCUUCUAUUCGCAGAGGUGGAGACAUUGGACCCAAUCAACAAGAUGAACUGAGAAAUUCGCUACUCAUGGUGCUUGAAGACGAGGCGUUUCGGAGCUGAUUGUCAUUCUCUGUCUUUGCCAGUCGGGUGAUUCCCGAUUUGAACAAUGCGGUGGGAGAGGAGGCAUUCCAUUCAUCACCACUGAAAGUGAACCUCUUCCACCAACACGUUACGCAUAAGCGAAGCGCGCGAGACCGGCGGCAGUUGAAAAUCAACCACGAGGACGGCAGACUUGGCCGAUUUCAUGGAUCUAACGGAGGCAUUCGCCCCGGGAGGGGGCGGGGAGGAACUGCCGAAGACCGACUUCUUCGACUUCGUCGUAUCUCCACCCCCGCACUGCGCCUCUACGGACGGCGUAUCCGACGAGGAGAGCUUCCUCCAUCGCACCACGUGCAGGAGCAUCGGGUAUCUCCAGCAGAGUCACGAGGAGCACGAGACCGGUCGCGAACUCCACGGCUCGCCGUUCAUCAAAGAGACGAACAACAACACUUUAACGGCGCUGCCACCGGUCUCGACCAUCACCGGCUCCCUGAGCCAUCACCACCAUCAUCACCACGUGAGAACGACGCAUCAGACCGCUUGCAACGUUCAGACCAACGAGCAGGCGCCGAUGGACCAGUCGGACUGCGAUUACUGGGCCACCGACGAGGGCAAGGAGCAGACGUGCAACAUACUUUUAGAAGAUUUGAACAAAUACUGUUGGUCGGCUAAUCAGACCCACGGAAAUGAGAACGUCGUUCACCAGGGUUCGAACGAGCAUCAUCAAGGAGUGGGGCGAGGGUGUUCGACCAACGACAGACAGAACACAGACGGGGCGAUCUACACGUUGACCGUGUUGAACAACGAAGCCAAUUCGAUGGACGGUCUGGACUGCUGCAAGAGUCCAGCGCCGACGUCCAGCGAUUCCUGGUCCCUGCGACCGAAUCUAGACUUGGACGCUAUACUCAGCAUGGAGCCGACCUCCGCGGAACAAGAUCACGACCAAUCCAGUAAUGUAACGGAGGUGUCGAGGACGGUCAACGAUAGGUUUCACCCAGACCGUUUCUCCGUUGCAUCCUCGCAAUACGGUACCGACGACAGCGGUUUCGUGGAGAGCAAGGAACUCUGCAGGGGAUCUUCCAGUGGCAAUUGCACCGGAGGUGACAACAACAACGAUUGGAAACUCUCCGAUCAGAAUCUCCAGGAAGCUGCAGCCGCGGCGGCAGCCGCGGUCGCGGUCGGUGCUGGCGAUUCUGCUGAAAGUCUUUUGAGAAGCGCUCUUCAAGGGAAACUGUACACCGGCCCGGCUCAAGUGGUCUCGUCCUCGUCACCGUCUAACCAAGGCUCUACUAUUUCAAUGCCCGUCACGAAUAACGCGGGUCUGAUAGUCCCCGAUCAGCAGCAGCAACAGCAACAGCAGACGCAACAACAACAACCACCGCAGCCGCAACCACAACAAGACGAAUCGAUGCACACCUGCACGGACGAGGAUCUGUUGUUAUCUCAAUUAGAUCAAACUUAUCGUCCAGGGGAUUACGAGAAGUUGAAGAGCAUAGCUAACGAAGUGGUCGAGUCCUACUGUAGUCUGGAGCCGGUUUGCAACGUGUCAGCGACGACGACGGUCAUGUAUACCUUAGACCCAACUAGCGGUAGCCUCGGUACCAUAACUCUGCCAGCGGAUCUGGGUCAAGUGAGUACGGUGACGGUGGUCACUGCAGCUCAACAAGAAGUUUUCCAACAACAAACUGCUCCGCGAAACGAGGUGGAGCAGCAACAGCCCACGAAUCAACUUCAGAUCGCUCCUUCGAGAGUUGUCACUACAAAAGCGCCGAAAAAGUAUUGCCGGCGCACGAACAGGAACAGUAACAACUCGAAUUCGUCGAGCAACGGCAACAGCAGUUCCGAGACCGGUGGGAAUUCCGGUAAUCAACCACAGGGAGCGUCCGGUGGAUCUCCGGGCAGCGUGCAACGCAAGGAGCGCUCGCUGCAUUAUUGCAGCAUUUGCAGCAAGGGUUUCAAGGACAAGUACAGCGUGAACGUUCACAUCAGAACGCAUACCGGCGAGAAGCCGUUCGCCUGUUCCCUCUGCGGUAAAAGUUUUCGACAAAAGGCUCAUUUAGCGAAGCACUAUCAGACCCACGUCACGCAGAAGCCUAGCGUUCAGCAGCAGACGGGGAACAGCGGGAGUAACAACGGGAACAGUGGGAAUCCGAGCCCGUCGGCCGAAACUGCGAACACGACUACUAGUAGUGUGACGAACAGGAGUCAAACGCAUCCGGUUUCGGUCGAUCCCGCGGGAAGCGCCUGCAAUCCGCCCAGUUAGUCGCGUUGGAUGGAUCCAGGCGUUUUUGGCGUGUUUCAUUGUCUCGUCUCUUCAUCGUUCGAUGACACAGUGCAUAUCGUGGAUGAUACCGUUUCUUGUCUCUUUUUUACUUGGUUUUUUUAACCGAGGCUCUGUUCGUAUACUCCGUCCAAUAAUUAGGAUCGUCCAUUUAGAAGGUGAUCCGUGGCCGAUCGAGGCCGGGAAUUAGAGCGGACCAUGACCGAUUCGAGGUUCGCGAGAUACUAUCCAUGGACUAAUUUUUCAUUUCUUGGAUUCUCGCGAUGUCUCGUUCUACAGUCGAUAAUUUAUUCGAGUUACACGGUGCGCGAGUCGCACGCGACUCGUCAUACGCGAGAAAUAGCUAGCUGAUAGAACAAAUGGAUUUAACGCGGAACACUCUCUUUUCUAGUGUCUCCAUCCCACACGUGACAGCAUAAAUGUAAACUGAAAAGCGUUUACGGAUAUUAGCUGCACAGAUUUUUCAAUUAAAACGAACUAUGGUAGCCAAUAUCCAUGAACUUUGUAUAACUGAGACUGAAAGUAUCUGAUCAGUUAAGAUGGGGAGCCAGGGAAUGAUCUGUGAUCUUAUAUGUGAUCUUGAGGUGAUUUAAAGAAAUGUAGGUGAAUUACGUGUAUUGGACAUGAGAGAGGUACACCUGAAUUUCGAAGUUUCGUCUAAGGACAUGUGCUUAAUAUAAAAAAAUUUCUCCCUUAAAACCAACAAAGAAAUGUUCUUAACCGAUCAGAUCUUUCAAUUUCUAACACAACCAAGCCGUACGUUGAAUUACGAGACGUUCCAAGUAUCGUGAAUUUGUCCACGAAAAGGAAAAGCAAUUUUGACGACUGUCGUUCCUAUCACCAGUUCAAGUUUGGUUCGGUUAAAAGAAAAUUCGUGAAGAACAAUUCCAUUGAUAAGUUCACGAUAACAGUAGGUUAGGCAGACUCAGAAUACCGUUUAUUUUUUUACUCCUCGUUCGAGAUCAGUUGGUCGAAAUCAAUGGAAAUCGUAGACAAUGAGAUAAAAUAAUAGGAAGAAAUUGUUAAGUUAAAUGAUCAACUGAUUUCAAACGAGUUAUGGUCGAUCGACGGUGGUUGAACAUCUUUCAAUAAAAUUGUUCCUAAAACGACUCAUUAAAAAACGAAAUAACCACGUCGACGACGGACGCAGAAUGACCAAUCGAUAUUUAAUACCGGUACGAGAUAUUAACAUAUUGGAAGAUGCUUUCUAUUCUUCCACAUUUUUCUAUCAUUCUUCUUUCGUUUUUAUAUAUAAUGUAUACACAGACAGACAGACAGACAGACACGUAGUAAACUACUGGAUGUAACGUAGGGAUCGGUAAAUAUCAGAGUAUCGAGAGAGAGAUAUAUUAUAUAUAUACAUAACGGUUUAGAAGUAAAUUAGUAGCACGAGCUGUGAUUUUUAGAUACAUACUCAACGCGAGGGCCGCGCUCGUUAAUUCGAAUUACUCUGAAAUCAUUGACAAUCAUUUAACUGUAACCCCUUCCACUACAUUUAAUCAGUAACUCUUUCAUUACUAUUAAAUGGUAUUACAUGUCUUUAUCACUUGUUAACAAUAAGAAAAUUCUAAUAAUCCAUUUGCAUAUCCAUAAUCUAUACAAAUGCUUGUUGGAAGUGUUCAAGGGACAACGUUGAUGAAGAUGUCUUAGGUGACAUGAUCGUCGAUGAUUUCAAGACGAACCCUCCGGUUCGCAGGCGAUCGCGUGACCCUCCGUCUGUUAAUUCGUAAGAAAGUGAAAGCGAGGCGUUCGACGCACGAUUUUGCGAAGAAUUCAACAUUGGAACACUGUUCGAGCCUGAUCGUCUCACACGCACUUCCCUCGAGUCCCAUGGGAAUUCAAAGUCGAUUCUUUUUGCACGGCUCUUACAACAGAAAUAUUCCUUAUACAAACGUCGGGCUCAUAAUCAGCAUCAAAGUACUGUACGUAACAAUGUUUUACAGAGGUAGUAUUACUUCGUUGAAAAUUGUUUUAACAGAGAAAUGGAAUUGAUAACAUUACUGUGAUUGUAAGACCGGCAAUUCAUUUAGUACAGAUAUUUUCAGCUGGAAACUGCCUUUGACCUAUCGACGAUUAUUUCCCACGCCUAGGUUUCCCUGGCUAAUCGUUAAACGGCAGGCCAUGCGAGGCAAUUAACGUUCGGUUAAUCGGCGCAGUUCCCGCCGUCGUUGAAAGUCGCGGUCGCUCACUAUCUUUGUCUAUCUAUUCAUAAAUUCCCUGGCUAUAGCUGGACUAACACCAUUUCAACGUUCAAUUGCAUAUACAAUCAAUUUAUUAUUCUCCCUUGAUAAAAUGGUUUGACUCUUAAAAAAGGACUUCAGACUAAUACGUACUGAUAUCAUUUUAGCACUACGACUGGGAUAAUAAUUAAUGAUACAAAUAUUGUAGAUAUGCCCACUUUUGAUAUUUGAGGGAAGAAUUGUUGUAAUGAUUAAAUUAUACAUAAUUUCGGUGCCUCCUGCAUUUCAAUAAAUAUCAUCAAUAGUAUGUUCUUUUAAUAUACUCAUUUAUCAAAUGAAUUCGCAUCGAUUAAUAGUAGUUGUAGCAUUAAAUUGGUCACAAUAUUCCCAUUUUCUAUCUCACUAGCUCCCUGCGGUUGCUCCUAACGCAUCUAUCCUUCAUUGUACGGUGAUUCGCGCAAGAAACGAGACUUCCAUCCUCCUAUCACGGUUUUUAUCUCCGCUCGUAAACUUCGAUUUCCAAUUAACUAUGUUACCGUUCGCGUUCCAAGGACGAAACGGCGUGAAACUCUUCUCCGAUGAGCCGAGAUCACGGUAUGGGAAUGAACGUUACAAAACGCGUUACAAAGUCGGCCUGCAUCUUCUUUUUCACUAUCUAAUAGUCUGACAGUCUUUACGAACUUGAACAAGUAAUAACAAGAUUAUUCGUAUCGAUGCUAAACUCGUCAUUUCAUUUUAUGAACUGGAAUCAUCCAUUCAAUUAGAAAAUGUAUUAAUUAUUCACA
Molecule: messenger RNA, 6740 nt
Organism: Ceratina calcarata
Lineage: Eukaryota; Metazoa; Arthropoda; Insecta; Hymenoptera; Apidae
Product: protein sister of odd and bowel
Exons: 4
Coding region: 1700-3757 (685 amino acids)
Biological process (GO): regulation of transcription by RNA polymerase II; embryo development
Cellular component (GO): nucleus
Molecular function (GO): DNA-binding transcription factor activity, RNA polymerase II-specific; RNA polymerase II transcription regulatory region sequence-specific DNA binding
Source: RefSeq, a predicted model, not a curated record